UCCAGACACGAUGCUCUCGUCGCCAUCUCCUCCCACCCUUUGCAGCAGCAGCCUCCUCCCCUCCUGCUCCGGCCACCACCACCGCCACCGCACGCGCCUACGCAGCUCCAAUCCCAACGCCCCGAGCUUCCCAAAGCCCAACCCCGACCCACCUCGCCGUCUGCUCGGCGAAGACCGCCGCCUCAGCUCGCUCGUCCACCGCGGCGACCUCGACGCGGCGCUCCGCGUCAUCGACUCCUCCCCCUGCCCGCCCGACGUCCAGCUCGCCAACAAGCUCGUCCGCGACCUCUGCCGCCGGGGCCGCCCGGCCGACGCCGCGCGCGUCGUCGACGCGUGCGGCCCCGCGGCCACCGCUGUCACCUACAGCGCGCUGGCCGACGGGUACUGCCGCGCGGGGAGGCUCGACGAGGCGCGCCGCGUCGUGGACGGCAUGCCCGUGCCGCCCACCGCGUACGCCUACAACCCGCUCAUGCACGCGCUGUGCGUGCGCGGCCAGGUCCGGGACGCGCUCGUCCUGCUCGACGGUAUGCUCUGCCGCGGCUGCGCCCCCGACGUCGUCACCUACAACAUCCUCCUCGAGGCCGCCUGCAAGGGCGGCGGGUACCGGCGGGCCCUGGAGCUGGUCGACCUCAUGCGCGACGAGGGCUGCACGCCCACCAACGUCACCUACAACGUCAUCAUGGACGGGAUGUGCAGGGAAGGCGACGUCGACGCCGCCCGCGACCUGCUCAACAGCCUGCCUUCUUACGGGUGCAAGGCCAACACCGUCAACUACAACACCGUCUUGAAGGGCUUGCGCACCGCCGGUCGAUGGGGGGAUGUUGAGGAGCUUAUUGACGAGAUGUUCAGCGAGAACUGUCCCCCGAGCGAAGCAACUCUCAGCGUGGUCAUCAGUCAGCUGUGUCAAGAAGGGUUGCUCCAGCAGGCGGUUCGGCUUCUCGAGAAGAUGUCCAAGCAUGAGUGCACGGCAAGUGUUGCUACUUACAAUGCCGUCAUCGGCGGUCUUUGCGAGCAAGGUCAUGUGGCUAAUGCCUUGGAGUUAUUGAGGAAGAUGCAAUCCUGCGGUUGUGAGCCUAAUACUUUUACCUUUGAAAUUCUAGUGAAGGGUUUGUGCAGUGUUGAUCGUUGGGACGAUACCACCGAGGGUUUGUGCAGCCCUGAUAUUUCACCAUUCAGUACACUCAUUGGUUUAUUGUGUCAGAGAGGGUUGACGGUGCAGGCCAUUCAAGUAUUUAAGCAAAUGCCCAAGAAAGGCUGCACCCCUGAUUCAACCACUUACACUACACUAAUAGACGGGCUUGCCAAAAGUGGCAAUAUGGACCAGUCCCUUGAGCUGUUGAAUGAAAUGGGCAACAAAGGAUUCAACUCAGACAUAAAGUAUAAGCUGUUAGCUGAGUAUCUGCAUGACGAGGCUAAAAUUGAGGAGGCAAUUCAGAUGGUUCAUAAACUGCAAGAUAAAGGCAUAUCACCCCACACUGCUCUCUACAAUACAAUACUAUUAGGGCUUUGUAGAAAUGGAAAAACAGAUCAUGGUAUUGAUAUUUUGGCUAAUAUGGUGUCUGACGGUUGCAUGCCUGAUGAGUCAACUUACAUUAUACUCAUCGAAGGCUUGGCACACGAGGGCUAUAUGAAGCAGGCAAGAGAAUUGUUAAGCAAGUUGAGUUCUAAAGAUGUUCUCAUUGACAGUUUGAUCAAGAACGAUGGUUUGUUGUUAGAUCAAAAUAUUCAUAUUUCUUGAGCGAUGAUGAGAUCAAGGCUAGCUCGGGGUUUUGACUGUGUCAUGCCAUAGCAAUGGGGUAGGAUAGUGCUUACACACUGCUUCAGUUUUGUUGGAAAGAAUUGCCUUGCAACUUGCAUGAUUGCCAGUUUAAGCAAACAAUUCAAUCACUUACAGUCAUGGGCGGAGCCACUACUUUGGACAAUCACGGUAGUUUAUGGACCGCAUGAUGAUCCCAGAAAAUAAGGCUUCCUAAAUGAGAUCAUUGACAUUCACAGAGCCAUUAUUGGCCCUUGGCUAUUUAGUGGUGAUUUUAUAAUCUUAUAAAAGAAGCAAGAGGUAAGAACAACCAAAACUUUGACAGAAGAUGGAUGACUCUGUUUAGAGCUGCCCUUAAUUCCUCUAGCCUGCACGAAAUCCCGCUUAUUGGGCGCAAAUUUACCUGGUCCAGCGAACAAGACCCGCCAACUCUUGUUCGCCUUGAUCGCGCCUUUUGCAAUGCUGACUGGGAACUGCAUUUCGCAUCUGCAAAGGUCUUGCCCCAAUCUACAGGUUUCUCGGAUCACUACCCCCUUCUGCUGGUCAAUGAUGGUCUUGUUAAAACUGGCAAGCGCUUCCAUUUUGAAAGCUAUUGGCAGUUCAUCUCGAUUUUCAGUGACGUGGUGGCACAGGUCUGGGCGGUAGAUGUUGGGGACAAAUGCCCUUUAGCUGCAAUUGAUAUGAAACAUAGAGCAACUAGGAAAGCGUUGAAGCUUUGGAGCAAGCUCCACAUUGGUGAUAUCCAGCUGCACCUUGGAAUUGCUGAGGAUCUCAUCUUGCAACUAGACACUGCCCAAGAGGCCAAGACCAUAGUCAGCUUUCUCCUUCUGAAUUCAGUUUGACGCGUGCUCUCAAAUCACGCACCCUUGGUCUUGCCGUGCUUCUUAAAAUUAAAGGCAAGCAGCGGCGCGGAAUAACGUCAUCCACAUAAUUCCCGCGGCUAGGGCGUGCGGUUUGGUUUGUACCUAGCCUGCAAGUUAGAUUCUUUUUUUGGAGGCACUGAAAGUCGAGGGGUAAAGCUUGCUGUGGAAGUCUUACCGUGAAAGACUGGAAAACUACCUACUUCACUGAUAACGCCGCACCAUUGUGAUAUGUAUGUUAUGUUUUCUUCUGUCAAAUUGUAGCUUAGAACUUAUUUCUCGAGGUCUCUGUCUCCAUUCGUUUUUUUUUUACAAUGCACUUAGAUAUCCUUCAGUCUUGGCUGGUUGUAACUGUAGUCUCUAUGGAUAGUUUGGAGUUACAGAAUUUCAGUCUCUUGGAAUGUCAAAGUGGUACGACAUGGCAUUACUUCUGAUUUCUAGUGUGAAGCAUAUAACAUAUGUAUGAGUAUG
This is a messenger RNA of Lolium rigidum, 3087 nucleotides long. RefSeq names its product pentatricopeptide repeat-containing protein At1g09900-like. Gene Ontology annotation, molecular function: protein binding. The record is from RefSeq and is a predicted model, not a curated record. The transcript has 2 exons. Lineage: Eukaryota; Viridiplantae; Streptophyta; Magnoliopsida; Poales; Poaceae. Bases 11 to 1738 code for a protein of 575 amino acids.